Molecule: messenger RNA, 216 nt
Organism: Bipolaris victoriae FI3
Lineage: Eukaryota; Fungi; Ascomycota; Dothideomycetes; Pleosporales; Pleosporaceae
Exons: 1
Coding region: 1-216 (71 amino acids)
Source: RefSeq, a predicted model, not a curated record
AUGUUCAAGUCUACUGGUUUUGGUUGUUGCCUGCUUGGAAAUGUUCGUCUGUCCGCGGGGCUAAACUGCCCCACUGACCUUCUCUACAAGCUGGUCUCGACAUGUACCAACACCAAGACGGCAGUCUCCUGGCUGCAUUACAAAGAAUUGGAUAUUACAUCCUUUGAUAUACCCACUCCCCUGCAUGAGAUCUCUCAUAUACGUGCAGCUGGGUAG